GAAUGCAAAGAGAAGAAAGAAGAAUUAUUCGUGUUCGGCUAUACGUGCAAACUGUUCAGGGACGAUGUUAAAGCCCUGCAGGUUGACCAAGGCAAACACCUCAUUCCGUGGAUGGGGGAUGAAACGUUGAAAAUCGACAGGUUCGAUCCGUUUUUUACUAUAAGACUGCUAACUGUGCCGCUAAAAAAGUUAAAAAAAAAUUAUAGUAAAUAAUGAGAAAAUGUUAAUUUUUCGGAAGAUGCUACUAAGUAUUUCGCAGAGCCUAUCGGUUGUCGAUGCGGAGCGAGGCUGCUGGACGUCGGGACGCGGUAUCCGCCUCGUCUUUUGUUAUGGUGACUUGCUCGGUGGUAUGAUGCGAGGGGUGCACUCCAUGAUCUGUCAGCCCUGGAGGCUCCGCCCGGGGGCUUUGACUGGCGAGUGGAGCUCACCAGGGCAGAGCGGGAUGUGGAGCAGCUCUGUGACGAGGAGAGGUACCGGGCGCUCCACACUGAUGAAGAUGAAGAAGAGAUGUACAAAGAGGAAGAGUUGAAGCGACUUCAUGCAGCUGGGUAUGGGCAGGUGGGAUUCAACUAUGAUGCUCCAACCGAGUCCAAGCCUGAGGUGCCAGUUGAAAUCGAAGAACCGUUUGAGCCAAGUCAAGCACUCAAGGAUCUCUUGCCAGCUAACACAAUUUUUCCCGACACCCAAAAACAGAAUGCGAUAAUAGAGAAGACAUCAAACUUCAUUGCUCACCAAGGCACUCAGAUGGAGAUCCUGAUCAAAGCUAAACAGCAAGACAACCCGCAGUUCAAGUUCCUCAACAAGGAUUGUCCCCUGCACGGAUACUACACAGCGCUCACCGCACUGGUCAAGGCUGGGAAGUGGCCCGAGAAGAAGGUAGAGACUGUGGAAGAAAAACAUCAAGAAAUCAAUGAAGACUACCUCCAUCCAAGUCUGGCUGCAACAAUUAUUGAAUCGGCGCCCUCCAUUCCGAGCAUCCAUUACAAGCCGUCGGCGGACUGCGACUAUACUCUGCUGAUAUCCAAGAUGCGCGGCGAGGCGACCCUGGACGAGGCCUACACCACCGAGCUGGCGCCAGGCGAGGUGGCGCCCCCUGGCACGGAGCCCCUGCCCCCGCGCGCCAGCACCGAGAUCACUGGGGCUCCUGUCAUGUACAACAACACUGAUCAUGCAACACAGCAGCAGUAUCCGCCCUUCUACAACCAGUAUAUGGCUCAGUCGCAGAUGCAGGCGAACAUACAAACAAACACACAAGUCAACAACACACUGGCGCCGCGGACGGACAAGCCUGCCAGCAAGUCCACUGGGCUCAGUCUCAUGAAGAACUACAAUACUGACAGCGAUAGUGAUGUCUCGGAUUUCGACGACAGCUCAUCAACCGACAGCAAAGACAAACCUAUAAUACUAACUCCGCCGGAUGACGUCAAGACUGUCAUAGACAAGAUGGCGGCGUACGUGGCGCGGAACGGUGACGAGUUUGAGGAGAUCGUGCGCUCCAAGUGCGACCCGCGGUUUACUUUCCUGGAGCCCGACAACUUGUAUCACCCUUUCUAUAAACGGCUGAUGCAAGAGAAGAGGGGAGUCGAUGUCAAUGGGAGGGAGAAGGAGCAAGUCACACGGGAGAAAACCCCGGUAGUAUCGUUCUCAAUAAAGAAGCACAAAGAACCCGAUCCAAUACUACCCAAACCAGCUCUGCCAUAUGAAUCAAGCGAGGACGAAGACAAGCAAGCAGACACCACCGAGGAGAAUAAAGAACAACCCAAAACCAACAUACCACAGAUACAAGCAACCAACAACAUACCACCCGUACUGGUGUACAAGAUGGAGGUGGGACAGAUUAACAACCUGCCGGUCGUUAAAACCAUAGAGCAGAGAGUUAGCAACAAGACAGCAAGAGCCAUCACUUUGCCGGAGGUUAAGGAAGAGGUGAAAGAACCAGUUACAGAGUUCCCAAAAAUCGAAGAGUACCCGGAAAAGGAAGUGGAAAAAAUAAGAGAAGUAACUCCAGAAAAGAAGGAAAAAAACAGAGACAGGGAGAAGAAGAGUCCUAGCAAGAGGAAACACGAAAGAAAAAAAGAGUAUCGAUCUAAAGAGCAUAGAGAAAGGAGAUCAGAACGAAGGAGUGCAGAAAGGGAAAAGGAAAGAGAAAAAGAACGAGAAAGGAAGAGAGAUAGGGAAAGUGACAAAAAGAGGAAAAAAUAUAAGGAUGAUUUAGAGAGUGAGAUUAUUUCUUUGGAGGACAAUUCUGAUGAAAUGAUCGACUUGACUGGUGACCAGUCAGAUUCUAAAGGUGAAUGUGAAACUGAAGUGGACAGAACGAAACAGCAAGAAAGGCGGAAACGUGCGGCGGAGUUCCUCAAGAAAGUGGGCGUGGAUCCGGCCGCCGCAGCCUUACCCACCACCUCACUCGCCAGCGCCAUGGUCGACACGCUGGAAUCAUUAAAAAAGAAGAGAGACGAACAGGAGGAAAAGAGAAGGCGACAUGAAAAGCGGCGCCGCAAGGAAAAGAGAGAAUACGAAGGUGAAUCAGACAAGCAUCGAAAAAGUAAACGGAAAAAAAACAGAUUGACUGAUGACGAAGAUUCAGACUAUGAAAGUUCUAAAAAGAAAAAGCGGAAGAAAGACAAAAAACCAUCCAAAAACAAAAAGAGAAGGAAACACGAAAGUGAUUUAGAGGAAGAACCCCCGAAGAUCAAUAUAGAUCUUACAAACACAUUAAAAGAACUUAGAUCUAUGUCUCCCAGUAAAGAACUAGGACUGAAUAAUAUCGACGAUCUACCGUCUCUUGCGCAGCGAGAGUCGUCCAGCGAAGAGGAGAUUGAGAGGAGAAAGAAGAAGAAAGAUAGAGAAUACAGCGAGGGGGAGUGGUCUAGCGAUAGUGACGAAGAUUCUGUGUCGACUGUCGACAAAGAUUGAUUUUAAUUACUUUAUAAGUGUACAAAAGUAAUUGAUUUUAUUUAUAACUAGCGGACGCCCGCGACUUCGUACGCGUGAAACUCGAUGAAAACUUUUAACUACUCCUAACCUGCCCUACCCCUAACCUACCCUACACUACCCCUACCUCUACCCCUAACCUACCUCAACCCUUCUUUAAUUUUUUUCUGUCAUAAGAACCUUCUGACAAUAACAAACACUUAAAAAAAAUGAGACAUCGGUCCAGCCCUUCACGCGUGAUGGCGUGACCAAGGGAUAUAUAUACUAGCGGACGCCCGCGACUUCGUCCGCGUAAAAAUUGAUGUAAACUUCUCUACCUAUACCUUACCCUGCUCGUAAACCUACCCAACCCUAACCUACCCUACCCCUACCUUACUCCUACCCUACCGCUAACGCUAACCCUACCCUCCUCCCACCUUACCCCUACCCUAACCCUACCCGUAACCUAUCCAUACCCUAUCCUACCCAACCCUAAUCUACCCCUACCUUACUCCUACCCUACCGUUAACCCUAACCCUUCCCUACCCCUACCUUACCUCUACCCUAACCCUACCUUACCCAUACCCUACCUUACCCUAUCCUACUCCUAUCCUACUCUUCCCCUACCCUAUACGUUCCAUAUCCUUCCACUAACGUUCCAUAUCCUUUCACUACCUCUACCUUGCCCCUACCCUACCCUACCCUACCCUACACUUUCCCUAAAUUACCCCUACCCUACCUCUAUCCUACCCCUUCCCUAUCCCUACUCUCAGCAAAAUUGGUCCAGCCUUUUGUGCGUGAUGCAAUGACCAAAAGACUAUAAUUUCCCAAGCGACUUCUAUGCUAAUACUAUAAAGAGGUAAAGCUUGUGUGGUUGUCGGGGGUAAUCUCUGGAUCUACUGGACCGAUUUGGAAAAUUCUUUUACCAAUAGAAAGCUACAUUAUUUGCGAGUGUCAUAGGCUAUGUUUGGUCCUCAUAUUCACACGGGAACGGGAACCACAUAAUUGAAACCGCGGGGCGUCAUAUAGCGGCAUUUCUGCGACUUUCAGAAAUUUUGUAUUAUCUCCGAAACUAUAUAACUAAUUAACAUACUGUAAAGGGCAAAUCUUAUCUCUAUAAUAUCCUUGUAAUUAUUAAAUAAUUUGUUUUGAUAAGGAUUUAAGUUUAGUUGUGUAAAUAAUGACGUAAACCUUAGUUUAAAAUUUAAAUAAUUUAUUAAAGUACUAAAGGUACUAUAUCUGCUAAAAUAUAAAAGAUAGAUAUAUGGUGUCGCGGACUUUUUUGUAGAACUUUUAAAGGUUCAAAAAGCCUCCAUACAUUUAUUUCAGUUAUACGCAAUAGUUGAGGCAGCGCAUGCGAAUAAGUAAAUUUUUCGGUCCGACCUGUAAGAGAAAACCCGCGAUAACUCAGUAGUUAUAUAGUAUAGAAAUAUAAAAUAUAGCCUAUAGCACUCCCCGAUAAUGUAGGAUUCUACUGGUGAAAGAAUUUUUAAAAUCGGACCAGUAGUUCCGAAGAUUACCCCAUUUCAAAGAAUUGUUACAAACUUACAAACUUACAAACUUUACCUCUUUAUAAUAUUAGUAUAGAUUGUCAUGCGAAAUUAAAUUGAAUUUACUAAAAUUUUAAAAUUAUUAUUAAUAUGAUUAUGUAUUUAACGUUUUACUUAAAUGAAAUGUCUAAAGUUUCGAAAUACAAUACAUUAUCAGACGCCAAGUCUUGGACUGAUGAUUAAAAAUAUAAAAAUCUUAUCAGGGGACGCCACCCCAUUUUUUGUCACUUGUUAGGUUUUCCGAAUUUAGCUACUCCACGCAACGCACACAUGCACAAUAAUUUAUAUAAACUAUGUAAGCAAAUCUCAGACCAAUUAUUGUAUAGGACCUGUCUCGCUAGACGUUACUUUUCUAUCCAAGUAUAUGAUCAACGAUCUAAUGCGAUUAUAAAAGCUGUCUCUAUAGAAUCGAUGUUACAUAGUUGUGAUCGUGUUCCUCGGUUAAAGAGCUCCGUAAAAAUACCAUCUUGUGUAAUUGAAUUGUGUAAAAAAACGGGCAAAAACUUCUAAUAUAAUAUAAGAUAUAUACAAAAUCUAAGCUCGUUUUCCUCAGAAAAUGACAGACCAUUUUGUUCGUGACUAUGAGUGUGAUACAGGUCCUUCUAUAAUUGGUCUGAGAAGCAAAUUCAUUGCUUACAUUGUAUAUUUUGUUCGUUACUUAGUUUUAACACUUCCUGAACACAACUCGACUAAAACAUCUUUCGUCGUUUACUAUGCGACUAAACACAAUUAGCCACUUUUGUUCGCAUCAGUUUCGACGCGAUAGUGACAUAUCUAAUAGUAUAAAAUCUUUGGCAUAAUCUAAUUAAAAACAUUGUGCAUGUAACUGCUCCAAUCUAGCUGUUGUGGUUUUCGCGGGUAGAUUAAACUAUGCUUGGAGACAAGAAACAUGAAAAAUUCCGGCGUGGAAUUUAAAAUUUAAAUUUUUAGUUUUAUAUUUUAAGUGUAUAAAAGACAAUUUAAUUAAGAUUUUAAAUAUAUUUUAUUACCUUACUGUGAGGCGAUGCCAACACAAAGGUUAUUUAUAUGUAUUUCAGCAAUCUAUGUAAAUAUGUAAGUUAGUAAUUAUCUAUGUUCCAAGGAAGCGCCUAUAUAAUAAGAUUUUAAUGCAUGAGGUGUGAAUCAAUUUGGUACCGGUUAAGGUGACAUUAUGAUAUACAAACAAAAUCUGAGAAAUCAAUUUUUUUUUAAUUCAAAUCAAGUGACGAAUUUUACAUCCUAAUUCAAAUAUUAAUUUUUGCGAUUGUAUGGACUGAAAAAUGUAAAAAUAUAGUAAGUUUUGUAUUUAAUACAAUGUGGUGUUCGGAAUAUCUUCUCUAAAACGACACAAAGUUGAAUAUAAAUAGAUAAUUAUUAUUUUAUCUUAAGUUAUAAAGUAUAAACAAACUCCGAUGAUAAUCUUAAUAUCUUAAAUGCGGAUUUUCUGUUACAUAUACAAUGUAGAUACUAUACAUAUAAUAACUUACAUAAUAAAUCAUUUGAAAAUUGAA
Molecule: messenger RNA, 5953 nt
Organism: Bicyclus anynana (squinting bush brown)
Lineage: Eukaryota; Metazoa; Arthropoda; Insecta; Lepidoptera; Nymphalidae
Gene: su(w[a])
Product: protein suppressor of white apricot
Exons: 15
Coding region: 508-2916 (802 amino acids)
Biological process (GO): mRNA 5'-splice site recognition; RNA processing
Molecular function (GO): RNA binding
Source: RefSeq, a predicted model, not a curated record